Molecule: messenger RNA, 1367 nt
Organism: Prorocentrum cordatum
Lineage: Eukaryota; Dinophyceae; Prorocentrales; Prorocentraceae
Source: the annotation of a GenBank genome assembly
CCGACACCACACCGCCGAACCACUGCUUGACAAGAAUAGAUGGGAGCCUGGCCUUUCCAUUGUCGGCGCCGACACGUGCAUACAGCUUUGCACGCACAAAGUGACACGCCCAACACGGACACAAGCUUUGAUCCCUCACAUCACUCUAACACCCCCCCUAACUGGAUCUGCUGGCUUCUCCUGUUGCAUGAGGGUGCGGCAAACGCCAGCGGGGCAAGACCACGGCAGGCAAUUUGCACAAAACAACAGCGAUCUGCUCGCUGCUCGACAGCGUCGCAUGGGCCGAGGAUAGGCACCAACGCACUCCCCUGAGACCACCGAUGCUAGAUAAGCACCCGACGGCUCCUCGUGUGCCUUGGGGGUGGAGCAGGAGGAGUAACAGGGCGAGGAGGAGGCUAAGCACUGACCGCAAGCUAAUCGCUGGAAGCCAACGCCAUCCAGCAAACAACAAGCAAUCAUGCCGAAAACGCGUGAAAUCAAAAUGAAUGAACACAUUGAUUUGAAUGCCUCACCCUACAGGCCUCUGGAUGCUUACAUAUAGAAACACUGUUGCAAGAACCUGGCGAUGCUGCCUGUGCAGGAUCUUGCACGAAUUGGCGGAGCAAGGUGAGGUGGAGCCUAAAAGGGGAGCCGUAUCGCAUCGCCGCAGCAACAACUACAACCCAGGAGUUCAUGCGCAGUCAUGGCGCCGUGCACCUCAAGAGAUCUGGACUGCACCCCUGGAGACAUGCGCUGCUGCCCUACGGCGUGCGACCAUAUGGCGGGAGGACGAAGGUGUGAGAAGAGGAGAGGAGGAGAAGGAGGAGGAGGGGGAGGAGGAGGAUGGUGCGCCCUCAAGGGGCCGCCCGUGAAGGGGCCGCCCGUGAAGGGGGGCGAACUGUGGUACCUCACGCGAGUGGGGGCACGCCGCGGCCAGAGUACUCAGAUGUAGAGCCACAGCGCUGAUGCCCGGCCCAUUUGCAUCAGCCCCCACCUCCGCUCAGCAGCCCGGGCUCCUCCUCGGUUGACGGUGCGGUAACUGCUCCAGUGACGCCCAGCGAUGCCGAUCGCCACCGCCACGCAGUGCGAGAGAUCCUGCCCCACGGCGGGCCCGCAGGCGCCGCCCGCCCCCUCGGCGACCUGGCCCUCCUCGGCGAGCGACCGCUGCGCGAGGAAGAUGGCCAGCACGGUGAGGGGGCGCACGCCACGAGCGUCCUCAGACCGCUGCCGUCCUUGGCCACCGGGGACACCGCGUCGGCAGCCAUCUCGGGGCAGGCCCUGCUCGAAGAGCACCCGACUGCGGCGGGGCGCCUCUCGAGCAAAAAGCUUCACCGUGCGCGGGUUGUCAGGUUGUCUGGCCUGGUUUCCCGUUUGGCCAUCUUCUCAGU